This is a messenger RNA of Triticum turgidum subsp. durum (durum wheat), 1014 nucleotides long. Lineage: Eukaryota; Viridiplantae; Streptophyta; Magnoliopsida; Poales; Poaceae. The record is from the annotation of a GenBank genome assembly.
AUGCCCGUACUGACGCAUUUCGUCCGGGCGCCGCGAUCGCCUCUCGGCCCUAGGCGGCGCUUGCUUGGCUCCUUCUUCCCCAACGCCGGUGGUUUAUUAAAGGACGCGGUUCCACUGGCCUCGCGCUCGGGCCUCCUUCUCGUGCGCCUCCGCUCAAGCCUGUACUGGGAUGAUGAUGAACGGGAACUCGUCCGCCUGGCCGUGUGCAACCCACUCGCCGGCACAUGGGACGAACUACCACCGCUGCACCGUGGAUCAUCCAUCAUGAGCGAAGAGGCCCAAUGCGCCAUUCUAACAGACACAGACCACGGUCCGAAGGGACGGCCACGAAAACCAUUGCCAGGCUACACAACAUUCUUCAAAGUGACGGUCAUCAUGUUGGGAUAUCAUAGGGGGCCUUACAGCAUGUACACUUUCUCUUCCGCUGAGUCAAGUUGGAGCGCACCUAGAAGGUGCUUUGCGCCUCUGGAGUAUACCUUCGUCCAUGGCAACCCUGUCGUGUCUCGGGGCAAGGUGCACUGGCUCAUCAAGGGCUUGGGCAACGUUUGGACCCUUGGAUUCUGCAUUGAGACCGAGCACAUAUCCAUAACAGAGCUUCCGAUUCCACAGGACUUCUGCGAAUACAGCAGCUUCAACCAUGCACUUGUGCUUAGCGUGGCAGCUAAUGGCAAAUUAUCACUGAUUUGCCUACAUAAAAAUUUCCUCCAGGUACAGAUAUUUACAUGUAAAGGUAACGAAGGGGAUGGCAAUGGCGUUGCCGAUGCACUACAUACUGAGGUCAUCAAGCUCAAACGCAAACCAAGGCAAACCACCAAAGCACUCUACAUGUAUGUGGGCGAGAAGAGCACGACACUGCUUGUCAUUGACCAACGCAAGUUCAUGUGCAUUGUCAAUCUCGAAACAGGGACAAUUGAUGAGGUCACGGGCAUGUCUGGCUACUUUAAAGGACAUACCGUCGUGCCAUUCGAGAUUGAUUGGUCGUCCUUCUUCAUGUCCAGCUUGGAGGCCCAUUGA